CAAUAAUUUUCAAUAAUUUUUCACGAGUCCAAUAGUAUUUUUCUAUAAAGGAUAAUUGUAUGUUAUAUUAAAUAACUUGCAUAUCUUAAUGAAAAUCUCAAUGGAGAUAUAAUUCUGCAAAAUUACAGCACCAUUCUGAUAUUUAUAAAUUUAAUCUUACGGUAGUCAAACUUUUUUAAGCGACGUCAAACGACGAUAUAAAUCUUAUGGGCGCAAGACUACGGGUAUAAAAAUAAAAAACAAUUAUUUAAAUUGCAUUUCUUAUAAGUUAUAAGAUUUUCCAAAUCUUAAUAAUAAAUACGAUAAUUAGAUCCAUAGGAUGUAUUAGUACAUAGCAUACUUAGCAGAUGUACUUAAUUAGGCAAGUUUGUUUUUUAAUAUUAUUAUAUGUAAGUCUAUUUAAAUUUAUUCGUUACGUUAGAAAAACAGUUAUAAUAAAAAAUUGCGUAUACAAUAUCGAUUAUGUAAUAUAUUCGCACACACACACACACACACACACACACACGCGCGCGCGCGCGUGGGCGCAUACACGCACACGCUCCGUGCCGCGUUUAUUUAUGAUUCAUAUUGAAUUUUUACUUAGAAUAUCUUGAGUAUAGAAUGGUUAUCAGAUACUCUAUCGGUGAUACCAAGCAAUUUAAAUGGACAGUCACAUAAAAAUCGAGUAUGUUAGAAAUAACAAGAUUUAUACAUGUAACAGAAUAUACUAUAUUAGAUAUGCAAAAAAAAUACAACCAAUAAUAUUAGCGCAGCGUUCAACUAAUUAUGCAUUUUUUUGCACUAUACUUUUUGCUAUUUAUAAUGCUUGUCUUGUAAAGAGCCGUUUGGACUUUGAUGUUUGUUACGCGAUCGUGAAUACGCAAAUGAAAUAUUCUUGAAACGCAAUCUAUAAAAAGCAAUUGUUCUUAAUAUAUUCAACAUUCAAAGUCAUUAAAAACCUCACACAUUUUCCUUUAAAAAUUAGUAUAUAAUCAACGCGUACGCAACAGUGAUAUUCUGUGAUAUGUUAUUAAUUUUUAUAAAAUAGCAAAAAAUGGCAAAAAAUAUUUUAGCUAUCAAUCGGUUAACAACUAGUCGGAACAACUAGUCAAAGCCAAUCAGAGCAACGAUGUCACUACCAAUUCAAUAUGUCAGUAUAGAAGAAGAGUGCAAACGGAAUCCGGAACUCAAGAUGUCAGAUUUGCAAAUGUUAAAGGAUUGGAUGGACAAGCAACCUCAUCUACCACAAAUAGAGAUGUUGUAUCUUGUUAUGUUUCUCCACAGCAACUAUUACCGCAUAGAACCAACUAAGAAAACAAUAGAUAAUUUUUUUACAAUUAGAACACUCUUGCCGGAAAUAUUUUCCAACAGAGAUCCAAUCGCAUGGAAAGAAUUACGAAAGGCCUUCUCUGUCGUUGCAGCCGUGCCAUUAGAACAAAAAACCAAGGAUGGCUAUAUUAUGACAUUUGCUAAAUUUCUCGAUACAAAUCCGAAUAAGUUUAACUACUUAGAGUGCACUAAAUAUUUGCUUAUGACAUGUGAGGUGCAAAAUGUAAUGCAUGGCACCAGCGAGGGACAAAUUGUUAUUCUUGAUGCAGUUGGUUUAUCUUUUAGCCAUAUUGCUAAUAUUAAUAUAAUGACAUUGAAAAAGAUUUUAUUCUAUAUACAAGAAGCUGCUCCAGUUCGAUUGAAGGCUUUACACAUAUUAAACACUAUGCCUAUAGUAGAUACACUAUUGAAUCUGGCAAAACCAUUUAUAAAGAAGGAAUUAAUGAAUAUUUUACAUUUUCAUUCAAGCAUGGAAACUGUAAAAAAAUUUUUGCCUAUAGAAGGUUUGCCAAACGAGUACGGUGGAAAAGCGGGACCUAUUAAAGAAAUAGUUGUUAGACACAUCAAAUUACUAGAGGAAUUUCGUGAUUGGUUUCAGUAUGAUGAAGCUGUGGGACGAGUGAACGAAUCUUUGCGAGUUGGCAAAUGUAAAAGUGCGGAAAGUUUAUUUGGUGUAGAUGGUAGCUUUAAAAAAUUGGAGUUAGAUAUUCAAAGAACGAUGGCUUCGAUAAAACUAGUAUCGUUUGAAGAGGAACUAAAGAAGAAUCCUGAAUUAAAAGAGGCAGAUAUACAAAUGUUGAGAGAAUGGAGCGAAAAGCAGCCUCACCUACCUAAACUAUCGGACAGUGAAUUAGCAUUAUUUUUACAUAGCAAUUACUAUAGACUCGAACCGACGAAAACUUCUAUCGACACUUUCUUUACAGUCAGAAGUCACGUACCCGAGUUCUUUUGCAAUCGAGACUUUAAUAAUAAAGAACUUAAAAAAUCAACUGAAACAGUUACAGAUCAAAUUUUGGAAGGAACUACUAAAGAGGGUUAUAAAAUUAUUUAUGGGAGACUCCUGGAUAGCGAUGCAUCGCAUUUCGUUUACAAUGACGCUAUGAAAUUCCUAAAUAUGGUAAUUGAUCUAUGGCUCUAUACGGAAGGCACUUGCGAGGGCCAUAUAAUAUUAUUUGACAUGAAAAACGUUUCUUUUGGCCACGUUGGUCGUUUGAGUCCUAUGGGCCUAAAGAAAUUUCUUUACUACCUACAAGAAGGAUUACCUGUUAGAUUAAAGGGCUUCCAUUUCAUGAAUGCUUCUCCGGUAUUAGAUGUCAUUUUGAAUAUGAUGAGACCUUUUAUGAAAAAGCAGCUAUUAGAUAUGCUUCAUAUGCACACCACAACUGAUACUCUGGAGAAAUUUAUACCUCUCGAGGUUCUUCCAAAUGAAGCAGGUGGUCAAGCCGGUCCUUUACAGGAGUUACAUAAAAAACAAGUAAAAAAACUAGAAGAUCACGUUGCUUGGUUUCAAGAGGAAGAAGCUACUAAACGCGUCAAUGAAUCGCUACGACCGGGCAAGGCAAAGACAGCAACAGAUUUGUUUGGUGUUGAAGGAAGCUUUAAAAAACUUGAAAUUGAUUGAUCGAAUAAUUAGAUCUUUUGCAUAUCAAUAUAUCAGCAUAUUUGAUUUUAUGUUUAAAACAUAAUAACAGUUUUUGAAAAUAAAAAUAAUCUAUUUUUAUUACUUUAUUUCACGUUUAUUAACUAAGUAUUGAGUCAAUCUUAAUAGUAUUAAAUACAAUGUAGUAUAAUAAUAUAAUAUAGUAAUAACUAUGUUAAAACAGUUGAUUAGUCAUUAGUUUAAGUACGUAAAAGAUAGAUACAUCAGAAUUAUAUGUACGAGUCACAGAAAUUUAGUUAUAUUAAUUCUGAAUACUUUAUAUUUAAGGAUAAUUAGUUUUCUUAUCUGCGUUUCUUUAUAUAUGUAUAUGUAUGCAAUAUUUUUCGCUGUAAUAAAAUUUAAUUAUUAAUUCUAAUAUCUAGUAAUAGAUUGCGGAAAUAAAAUUAUUUUAUUAUAUUAAUUUCGACAAAGAUUAUUGAAUUUAAGUUAAGAAAUAAGUGUUGUUUUUUUUUUAAAUCGUUUUAACACCUUCUCCUUACAUACAAUAUUUUAAUAAAAUGUAAAACAAACGUUGCUGUAUUUUAUCCAACAAAUAAAUGAUAAAGGUUA
Messenger RNA from Monomorium pharaonis (pharaoh ant), 3517 nucleotides. RefSeq lists its product as uncharacterized. Lineage: Eukaryota; Metazoa; Arthropoda; Insecta; Hymenoptera; Formicidae. The record is from RefSeq and is a predicted model, not a curated record. The transcript has 7 exons. Gene Ontology annotation, molecular function: phosphatidylinositol bisphosphate binding. Bases 1109 to 2929 code for a protein of 606 amino acids. Gene Ontology annotation, cellular component: membrane.